GUUAAGAAGAAUGUUGAGGCACUUCUAAAAAGUUUGUUAAAAGAAAAAGACAAGGUUAAAAAAGAAUCCAGCGAUAAGAAUAGGGAAGAUGUGGAUGAAGUCGACUGGAAUAAUUUAGGAUCAGUAGCAGAUGAUAUUGCAGUAAUAGAGAAUC
This is a messenger RNA of Racocetra fulgida, 154 nucleotides long. The record is from the annotation of a GenBank genome assembly. NCBI's taxonomy places the organism in Eukaryota, Fungi, Glomeromycota, Glomeromycetes, Diversisporales, Gigasporaceae.